AUGUCUCUGAUGAUAAAUAAAGAACCAAAUAAACCAAGUCUAUCUGACACUUCUAUCCAGAUAAAACAAAUACCUAAACCUAUGAAUACUUCAUCUAUAACAAAUGAGUCGAAACCUAUCUCGGCUCCGGCAACGAAAGAAUCAGUGUCGGCGAAACCAACACCAACACCGACAGCACCAACAACAGGGGUAGCACCAAAAUCAAGUCCUUUGAUAACCCCUUUGACAGCUUCACAAUCAAAUCUAACGAAAACAACUUCUAUAUCUCCGCAACUAUCAAAAGCAAAAUCAAACCAACCUUCGCAACCACCUUGCAAGCAAAUCAAAACUAAUCCAAAACUACUAUCUAAUCCUCAACCAAAUAAAGCUAAAUCACUGACACGCCCCAGUGUUCAACCGAUCGCAACCAAAUAUCAUAAAAUCCAACCAGCGAUUGCUCCCAAACCAAUGCCAGCAUCUAUGUCCCAAACAUCCAAAUUCAAUCCUAUACCUACGGGGAAACUAUCUCUUCUGAUGAACCAGCUGUCAUUUGCCCGACCAAAUGAUUCCAGUAGUUUAAAUACAUCAAGAAGAUGGGUAUUACCUCCAAGACCAAGACCAGGAAGGAAACCAACUCAUGAUUCUCAUGGGAAUAUUACUAUUGACGACAAGAAAAUUUCUAAAAAUGGCACCGCCACCAACAACAACACUACCACCCCCAUCACUACUACCGCAACUAGUAAUGCUACUGUCGGUAAUGGAAAUCACAAUACUCCUAUAAAUGCUAGCACCAGUAAUGGGAUAACCAAAAAGAAAACAAAAUGUAAAAAGGAUUCAACAUUGGAGGCAAAAAUUGCAUUAAAUUCAAAUACCGACUUAUUGAAUCAGAUUAAAUCAUCAGAGAAUACAACAGUUAUAUCACCAGAGGAUAUUAACCUAAAGUCAAGUAAACCAACUCCUUUGAAAUCAUUAACACCAAACAACAAUAAGACAUCUUCGCCAAUCGUACCAAUAUCAUCAUCCCAACAACAGCCACCACAGCAACAACAAGAAAAGCAACCGAUUCCAUGCACCAAAUCUAAAGCAAAAGCAAAAUCAACAACAACUACAGCAAGAAAAUCGAAAACAGCAUCAGCUAAAGGAACACCACUGGCUGAAGUACCAAUACCGAUACCACCAAUUGAAGUUGAUCCAGAAAAACAUUUAUCAAAUAUGCAAAUGUCGUAUUUAUCUAAAUUGAAAGAACAAGAAGUGAUUCGAAAUUAUAUUGAAGUAUUGACUAAUCAAAUAAAAGAAUUAAGUUUUGUUCAAAAUGGAGUGAUUACAUUUGAUGCUUUGAAAAGUAAUGUUAAAUAUAAUAAUAAGAAAAUAUUGACCAGUACUACAACAUCAACGGGCCCAGGUACCACUGGUGCUGGUGGUAUUCCAACAUCAUCAUCAUCAUCAUCAACUUCAAGCUCAAAAUCAAGGUAUGAUCAAUUAGAAGCAAUUAAUAAUUUAAAUGAUUUGAAUAAAUUUUUAAACUAUUUGACUAAAUCUUCAAAUAUCAUUCAAAGUGUCAAGAAAAAUCCUGGCAUAUCUUCCGAAACCCUUAAUAAACAAGUUGAUCAUUAUGUGGAAGUAAGAAAGAAAUUCAAAGCUAUUAAACGAAAUGAACAAAGUGGUAAAACCUUGAAUAAUUUGGGACUUCAACCACCACCUCCAUCACAAUAUUCAUUAUCUAUUCCUUCAAUGACAACCGGAGCUACUAUUACUACAACAACAGCUGGCUCUACAACCACCCCAAUACCACAAGCAAUGAAGAAUCAUGCUAUGUUUAAUAAUGAUAAACUUUCAGGAAUUUUAUCAGGAUCAACAUUUCAAGAUAUGGACAUAGAUCCCAACAAUAACAACAGUACUAAUAGUUGUGGUGGUGGUCGUGAUAGUGGUGGAGGUGGUGUCGUUGGUGAUACACUCAAUGAAUCUGGAAUGGGUCAAUUUGUUCCUGAUUUAUUGAAACCUAUUAAACCAGUCAAUUUGUUUUCAGAAUUCCAAGAUUUACAAUUACAAACUGAAACUAUUGAAGAAAGCUCUAGUCAAAUAUCUCAAUUAAGUGGUAUUGGUGAAAGUGGUGAAGAAUAUGAUAUUGGUACAACUGUUAGUAAUGGUAAUGGCAGUGGAACCGGUAGCAGUAGCAAUACCAAUAGUAGUGGUAGUAACUUUGCCGUACCUAAUAACUUGAAUGGUGAUGAUCUUGAAUUAUUUAUGGAUGAACAUGAUUUUCUUAAUCGAUUAGUAUUAGAUGAUCGACAAAAAUUGAUGAAUGAUGAAGAAGAAGUAUUUGGGAAAGUUCAAAUCCAUGGCAAUGACAUGAGUGGCUCCAGUAAUGUGAAUAACGAUACUCAUUCUAUUACAAACAAUGAUAAUAAUGAUGAGAAUAAAAAUAUGAAUCAAGUGAAUAAUGACCUUUUAUUGAAGAAGAAAUUCAAAUUCAAUUGUGGAUUUUGUACUAAUGAUACUCCUUGUUUAUGUUUUGACACCAUGUUUUUAGAAAAGUGA
Messenger RNA from Candida albicans SC5314, 2517 nucleotides. It is a transcript of the gene HAP42, whose product is annotated as Hap42p. The coding region runs from base 1 to 2517 and encodes 838 amino acids. The transcript has a single exon. Gene Ontology annotation, cellular component: nucleus. The record is from RefSeq and is a predicted model, not a curated record. Lineage: Eukaryota; Fungi; Ascomycota; Pichiomycetes; Serinales; Debaryomycetaceae. Gene Ontology annotation, biological process: regulation of DNA-templated transcription.